This is a messenger RNA of Haemorhous mexicanus (house finch), 1739 nucleotides long. RefSeq names its product LIM homeobox 8 (gene LHX8). Bases 74 to 1117 code for a protein of 347 amino acids. Gene Ontology annotation, biological process: neuron differentiation; regulation of transcription by RNA polymerase II; forebrain neuron development. The transcript is spliced from 8 exons. The record is from RefSeq and is a predicted model, not a curated record. Gene Ontology annotation, cellular component: nucleus. NCBI's taxonomy places the organism in Eukaryota, Metazoa, Chordata, Aves, Passeriformes, Fringillidae. Gene Ontology annotation, molecular function: DNA-binding transcription factor activity, RNA polymerase II-specific; RNA polymerase II transcription regulatory region sequence-specific DNA binding.
GCAGAGACCGGCGCGGGGUCCCCGGAGCCGGCUCGCCGCCCCGCCGGGGGCUGGUAUGUGGUAGGGUAGGGCCAUGUAUUGGAAGAGUGACCCGAUGUUCGUCUGCAGGCUGGAGGACAAGGACUUACCCGCGCUCGGGGGCCCGGCGGAGAAGGCCAGCCCCGCAGCAGCUGACGAGGACUCCUGCUCUUCCUCCGCUGCCCUGUCGCCCUCGUCAUCGCCGCGGUCCAUGGCCUCAGGCUCAGGCUGCGCCCCUGGCAAGUGCGUGUGCAGUAGCUGCGGCCUGGAGAUUGUGGACAAGUACCUGCUCAAGGUAAAUGACCUCUGCUGGCAUGUGCGCUGCCUCUCAUGCAGCGUUUGCAGAACAUCCCUGGGAAGGCACACCAGCUGCUACAUCAAAGAUAAAGAUAUCUUCUGCAAACUUGAUUAUUUCAGGCGCUACGGCACUCGCUGCUCCCGCUGCGGGCGGCACAUCCACGCCACCGACUGGGUGCGGCGGGCCAAGGGGAACGUGUACCACCUGGCGUGCUUCGCCUGCUUCUCCUGCAAGAGACAGCUCUCAACCGGAGAGGAGUUCGCUCUGGUCGAGGAGAAAGUCCUUUGCAGAGUACAUUACGACUGCAUGCUGGACAAUUUGAAAAGAGAAGUUGAAAAUGGUAAUGGGAUUAGUGUGGAAGGAGCAUUACUAACAGAACAAGAUGUUAAUCAUCCAAAACCAGCAAAAAGAGCUCGGACCAGCUUCACAGCAGAUCAGCUCCAGGUUAUGCAAGCACAGUUUGCUCAGGACAACAAUCCAGAUGCACAAACACUUCAGAAGCUGGCAGAAAGAACAGGCUUGAGCAGGCGUGUUAUACAGGUGUGGUUUCAGAAUUGCAGAGCACGCCAUAAGAAACAUGUGAGUCCUAAUCAUUCAUCCACUGCUCCUGUCACAGCAGUUCAGCCCUCCAGGUUGUCUCCACCCAUGUUAGAAGAAAUGGCAUACUCUGCAUACGUACCCCAGGAUGGGACUAUGCUCACUGCUCUGCACAGCUACAUGGAUGCUCAUUCACCUACAGCUCUUGGACUUCAGCCUUUGCUACCCCAUUCAAUGACACAACUGCCACUAAGUCACACCUAAUUCCUUUUCAUCAGCGGUCUAAACUAUUCAAGAUGUAACCUUAAGUCACAGUGUAUUGAAAAGAUCAUUGGAAACAUAUUAAUGUCAACUUUUUAUUUAACACCCAGAGCAUUUUCGAGAAAAUUUUUGCCCAGGUAUGUACGUCUAUUUAGCCUGCAAGACACUUUUAUGGAUUCUGCAUAAGUAACUAUUACUUUGUUUACAAGCCUUAUUAAACACCUUUUUGUAUUGUCUGGAAGUAGUCUGCUCUAGCUAUGUGUGUGUUAAUUUAUUUGUCAUCAAAAGAGCACUUUGCCUAAAAGAAAGGACUGACAAUUGUGCAAAAUGUUUACAAUUCUUUGUGAAAUUGUAGUUUAUCAUUAGGUUUGUAUUUGUAAGUUAUUGCUAAAAUUAUUACCUGUAUUUGAGUUGUGUACAGCCUAUAUGUUAAAGCUUACUUCUGUGAGUUUACAAAAAUUAAUUUUGGUUGCAAAUAUUUUCAAAAAGAACUGAAUAAAGUUUCUGCUGUAGCAUGCCAAGCAAAAAUGUUGCUGUGUCUAGGGUUGAACUGUGAUCAUUUGUCAAGUGCUUAAAUUGAAUCUUCAAUUUAAGAGAAGGUCCCUGGUAUACUGAGGAACAUUAC